Messenger RNA from Melopsittacus undulatus (budgerigar), 6846 nucleotides. It is a transcript of the gene SLIT1, whose product is annotated as slit guidance ligand 1. Gene Ontology annotation, biological process: axon guidance. The record is from RefSeq and is a predicted model, not a curated record. Bases 148 to 4854 code for a protein of 1568 amino acids. Gene Ontology annotation, molecular function: calcium ion binding; heparin binding; Roundabout binding. The transcript has 36 exons. NCBI's taxonomy places the organism in Eukaryota, Metazoa, Chordata, Aves, Psittaciformes, Psittaculidae.
GGGCGGCAGUGAGAGCGGGCGGGUGUGCGUCGACGGGGCUCUCGCCCCGCAGCCGAGCUGAGCCGUGCCCAGCCGUGCCGUGCCCAGCGCCGCUCCGCUCCCCGGUGAUGCACAGCGGCCCCUCCGUCUAACCCGCUGCCCGCUGCCAUGGCGGCCCCGGCCCCCGGGGUCCCGGCAGGGGUCCCGGCAGGGCUUCGAGCCGCUGCCUGGCUGCUGGCGUGCGCCGCUCUGUGCCGGGGCCGCGCCGCCGCUUGCCCUCCGCUGUGCGCCUGCAGCGGCACCACGGUGGACUGCCACGGUACGGCCCUGCGCGCCGUGCCCAAGAGCAUCCCCCGCGGCACCGAGCGCCUGGAGCUCAAUGGCAACAACAUCACACGGAUCAACAAGAACGACUUUGCUGGUCUGAAGCAGCUCCGCGUCCUGCAGCUGAUGGAAAACCAGAUCAGCACGGUGGAGCGUGGGGCAUUCGAUGACAUGAAGGAGCUGGAGCGGCUACGGCUGAACCGCAACCAGCUGCACACCCUGCCUGAGCUCCUCUUCCAGAACAACCAGGCGCUGUCACGGCUGGACUUGAGUGAGAACUUCAUCCAGGCCAUCCCCAGGAAAGCUUUCCGUGGAGCCACCGACCUCAAGAACCUGCAACUGGACAAGAACCAGAUCAGCUGCAUUGAGGAUGGGGCUUUCCGUGCCCUGCGGGGUCUGGAGGUCCUGACCCUGAAUAACAACAAUAUCACUUCCAUCCCUGUGUCCAGCUUCAACCACAUGCCCAAGCUGCGGACGUUUCGCUUGCACUCCAACCACCUCUUCUGCGACUGCCACCUGGCCUGGCUCUCACAGUGGCUGCGCCAGCGCCCCACCAUUGGGCUCUUCACCCAGUGUGCUGCUCCAGCCCAGCUCCGUGGUCUCAACGUGGCUGAGAUACAGAAGAACGAGUUCACCUGCUCCGGACAAACAGACUCUGCACGUGCCCAGCUCUGCAGCUUGUCCUCUGGCUCCUGCCCAGCCAUGUGCACUUGCAGCAAUGGCAUCGUGGACUGUCGGGGCAAGGGGCUGACAGCCAUCCCUGCCAACCUGCCCGAAACCAUGACAGAGAUACGCCUGGAGCUCAAUGGCAUCAAGUCCAUCCCCCCAGGUGCUUUCUCCCCCUACAAGAAGCUGCGGAGGAUAGACCUGAGCAACAAUCAGAUCUCAGAGAUCGCCCCUGAUGCCUUCCAAGGACUGCGCUCGCUGAACUCCCUGGUGCUGUAUGGCAACAAGAUCACAGACCUCCCCAAGGGUGUCUUCGGGGGACUUUUUGCCCUGCAGCUGCUGCUCCUCAAUGCCAACAAGAUCAACUGUGUGCGAGCAGACACCUUCCAGGACCUGCAGAACCUCUCACUGCUCUCGCUCUAUGACAACAAGAUCCAGAGCCUGGCUAAGGGCACCUUCACCUCCCUGCGGGCCAUCCAGACCCUGCACCUGGCCCAGAACCCCUUCAUCUGCGACUGCAACCUGAAGUGGCUGGCAGACUUCCUCCGUGCCAACCCCAUUGAGACCAGUGGUGCCCGCUGUGCCAGCCCCCGGCGCCUGGCCAACAAGCGCAUUGGCCAGAUCAAGAGCAAGAAGUUUCGCUGCUCGGCCAAAGAGCAGUAUUUCAUCCCAGGGACGGAGGAUUACCAGCUGAACAGUGAGUGCAACAGUGAUGUGAUCUGCCCCCCGAAGUGCCGCUGUGAAUCCAGCGUGGUUGAGUGCUCCAACCUGAAGCUCACCAAGAUCCCAGAGCGCAUCCCACAGUCCACAGCAGAGCUGCGCCUGAACAACAAUGAAAUCUCUGUCCUGGAGGCCACUGGCAUCUUCAAGAAACUCCCACAUCUGAAGAAAAUCAACCUCAGCAACAACAAGGUGUCUGAGAUCGAGGAUGGGGCAUUCGAAGGGGCAUCCUCCGUCAGUGAGCUGCACCUCACCGUCAACCAGCUGGAGUCUGUGCGGAGCGGAAUGUUCAGGGGCCUGGAUGGGCUGAGGACCCUGAUGCUGAGGAACAACCGCAUCAGCUGCAUCCACAACGACAGCUUCACAGGGCUGCGCAACGUCCGCCUGCUCUCCCUGUAUGACAACCAGAUCAGCACCAUCACACCGGGUGCCUUCGACACGCUGCAGUCUCUGUCCACGCUGAACCUGCUCGCCAACCCCUUCAACUGCAACUGCCAGCUGGCCUGGCUGGGGGACUGGCUGCGCAAGAGGAAGAUCGUGACGGGGAACCCGCGGUGCCAAAACCCUGACUUCCUCCGGCAGAUCCCGCUCCAGGACGUGGCUUUCCCCGACUUCAGGUGUGAGGAAGGUCAGGAGGAGACGAGCUGCAUCCCCCGUCCGCAGUGCCCGCAGGAGUGCACGUGCCUCGACACCGUUGUCCGCUGCAGCAACAAACACCUCAAGGCCCUGCCCAAGGGGAUCCCCAAGAACGUCACGGAGCUCUACCUGGAUGGAAACCAGUUUACUCAGGUCCCGGGGCAGCUCUCCACCUUCAAGUACCUGCAGCUUGUUGACCUGAGCAACAACAAGAUCAGCUCCCUGAGCAACUCCUCCUUCACCAACAUGAGCCAGCUCACCACCCUGAUCCUCAGCUACAACUCCCUGCAGUGCAUCCCUCCGCUGGCCUUUGAAGGCCUCCGCUCCCUCCGGCUGCUGUCUCUCCAUGGCAAUGACAUUUCCAGCCUCCCCGAGGGCAUCUUUGCAGAUGUCACCUCCCUGUCCCACCUAGCCAUCGGGGCCAACCCCCUGUACUGCAGCUGCAACCUGCGCUGGCUCUCCAGCUGGGUCAAGACAGGGUACAAGGAGCCAGGCAUUGCCCGCUGUGCAGGGCCCCCUGAAAUGGAAGGCAAGCUGCUGCUCACCACCCCUGCCAAGAAGUUUGAGUGCCAAGGCCCACCUGCCCUGAGCGUCCAGGCCAAGUGCAACCCCUGCCUCUCCAGCCCCUGUCAGAACCAGGGCACCUGCCACAAUGACCCCCUCGGUUUCUACCGCUGCGCCUGCCCCAGCGGCUACAAGGGCAGGGACUGCGAGGUGGCACUGAGCAUCUGCUCCUCCAACCCCUGCCUCAAUGGGGGGACCUGCCAGCCUCAGGAUGGGGAAGGAGCUGGCUUCAGGUGCCUGUGCCCAGUGGGCUUUGAGGGUCCGAACUGCCAUGCCACCAGCGACCCCUGCAAGGAGCACAUCUGUGAGAACGGGGGCUCCUGCGUGCCCACUGCCACCAACUACACCUGCCUGUGCCCUGCUCACUACACAGGGGAUUUCUGUGAGCAGCCACUGGAUUUCUGCUCAGCCGAGCUCAGCCCGUGCCAGCACGGCUCUACCUGUGUCUCCACAAGCCAGGGGCCCAGAUGUGAAUGUGUGCCCGGCUACGUGGGGAGCAACUGCAGCGAGGACUUCGAUGACUGCCAGGACCACCGGUGCCAGAACAACGCCCGCUGCCUGGACGAGGUGAACGGCUACUCCUGCCUCUGCACCGAGGGAUACAGCGGCCAGCUCUGCGAGAUGCCGCCCCCUGCCGCCAGCCAGCCCGGCCUCUGUGAGCGAGCCGAGUGCCAGAAUGGGGCUGUGUGUGUGGAGCGGGGUGCCCGUGCCCUCUGCCAGUGCCUGCCCGGCUUCGGCGGCCCCAAGUGUGAGAAGCUGCUGAGCGUCAACUUCGUGGACCGCGACACGUACCUGCAGUUCACUGACCUGCAGGACUGGCCCCGGGCCAAUAUCACCCUGCAGGUGAGGGCUGGGGGGGCAUGGCGAUGGGGGGGGGGGGUGACAAUGGGGGUGCUGCCCCAGGGAUGUGGGCUCUCACCUCUCCCCUGCCAGGUCUCCACUGCUGAAGGCAAUGGCAUCCUGCUGUACAAUGGUGACAGCGACCACAUGGCCGUGGAGCUGUACCAGGGACACGUCAGGGUCAGUUAUGACCCCGGCACCCACCCCAGCUCAGCCAUCUACAGUGCUGAGACCAUCAAUGAUGGGCAGUUCCACACCGUGGAGCUGGUGACCUUCGACCAGAUGGUGAACCUCUCCAUCGAUGGCGGCAGCCCCAUGACCAUGGACAACUCGGGCAAGCACUACACACUGAACAGUGAGGCCCCCCUCUAUGUGGGAGGGAUGCCUGUGGAUGUCAACUCAGCUGCCUUCCGCCUCUGGCAGCUCCUCAACGGCACCAGCUUCCACGGGUGCAUCCGCAACCUCUACAUCAACAACGAGCUGCAGGACUUCACCAAGACACGGAUGACGCCAGGGGUGGUUCCGGGCUGUGAGCCCUGCCGCAAGCUCUACUGCCUGCACGGCAUCUGCCAGCCCACUGGUGCCCAGGGCCCCGUCUGCCACUGCGAGCCUGGCUGGGACGGGCCCCACUGCGACCAGCCCCGCGGCGGCCCCUGCCAGGGGCACAAGUGUGUGCACGGGCUGUGCCUGCCCCUCGACGCCCUCUCCUACACCUGCCAGUGCCAUGAGGGCUACCAGGGCACCCUCUGCAACCAGCCCACUGACCCACCUGACCCCUGCCACCGCCAGCCCUGCGCCCACGGCUACUGCCGCCUCACCCCGGGUGGCCAGCCCACCUGCGAGUGCCACGACGGCUACACCGGAGCCCUCUGUGACCAAGAGCCGGAGUGCCGCGGCGAGCCGGUGCGGGACUACCACCAGGUGCAGCGGGGCUAUGCCAUCUGCCAGACGACGCGGCCAGUGGCCUGGGUGGAAUGCCGAGGGACAUGCGGGGGCCCCAGUGCCGGCUGCUGCACUGGGCUGCGGCUGCGGCGCAGGAAAUACGCCUUCGAGUGCAGCAACGGCGCAACCUUCGUGGAGGAGGUGGAGAAGCCCAGCAAGUGCGGCUGCAGCCAGUGCCUGUGAGCGGCCACUGGCCCUGGUGAGCCGGGGGGCCAGCGGGGAGCCCUCCCAAGAGCCAAGGACCUCGCUUUGGUGCUGCUGGCUGGGUGUUCCUGGACUGCACCAGAGGAGCCCUGCGGAGGGCAGAGCUGUUGCAUCUCGAGGGUUGGGAAAAAAGGAAAAAGAAAACCCACAAAGCAAAUGUGUAGAUAGAGAAUUUUUUAAGAACUGCAGCUACACAGACGUGUGGAUAGGGGGUGGCCACUGCCCAGCUCCCCCCAUCCACUCCAUGCGGCACUUGGCCUAUUCCCCAGUGCAGCCCCACAGCCACAGAGGGCAGCAUCUGCAUCCCCUGGUGUGUCCCCUCCCUGGAGGCCCCAUCCCCUGUGUCCAGACCAGUGAGCCAGGGUCUUUUCCAACACCCGGGGCUGGAGCAGAGGGGCUUGACAUGGCAGAGCUUCUUGGGCUGUGGCUGGCAGAGGGCUGUGCAGUGUAGCUGACACCCUGUGGUCCUGCGAACCCGGAGCGCUGCUUCACAUCCUCUCCUCUGGCAGCCCUGGACUCCCUGUUGAGGAUCUGCCAUUGCCCUGAUGGUAGCAGCAGUGAGUUCCCAAAUGUCAGCAGCUCCACUGCCACAGGCUGACCCACUGGUGGCACGCCAGGGCUGUGCGCUUGCCAGCGAGGCUCCAGGGUGCUUGGGCACAGCUCCAGCCUAUUGUGGUGGCACAGGUGCCAUGGAGCAGGACCAGGGUGGUCCCAGGCACACUCUGUGGGUCACAGGCAAUGAUGUGCAGAUUUCUGGGGGGGUCCCAGCACCAGCCCUGCCACUGUGCCAUUAAGAUGGAGAGGGGCUCCAAGCACCCUCAGCCCAGCUGGGUGGCUCUGCUCAGAGGUGUGGAGCAGCACAGACACCUUUUUCCCCCAAGCUCAACACUGUGGAAUGGGUUCUGCUGCUGGGCAAUGAUGCUCUGUGUCCCCAUGGUCCAGCCAGCAAGGGUAUGACAGCUGGGGUGCGGGUUUGCCAUGGCCAUCACCGGUGCCCGUCACUCAGGACCUCAGCCUCGUGGGUGCCAGGGCUGCCUGAAGAGGCUGAAGAUGCUCAAGCCUGGAGCUGACACUGCUGCCAUGACAGGUCCCACCAGAUCCUGGACAUGGGUGCUGAUGCUUGGGCAGCUCCUCUCCAAAGUCAGCAGUGCUGGUGGACACACUGUGGGACCAGGCCCAGCACCACUGCCAGUGCAGCACAACAGACCCCAUGGUGGGGUGCUACAUGCACCCAGCUUCCACAGCAGCAUCACUGCCUGUGGGGACCAAGGAUGGUGGGUGCCGGACCUGGGACACUGCACGCAGCUGGACAGUGCAUCACCGUGUCACCGGGGUGGACAAACUCAUCCCAGGGCUGCAGCACCAGGUUUCUCCAGCACACUGCUCCAGCGCAUCGGCAUCAGAUCUGCACUGCAGGCUGUGAACUGGCUGUGGGCAUCUCCACUGCUUGCAUCCAGCUUUGUGGGUGCCAUCACCAUCCCUGCUCACCAAUGGCAUCCAGGACAUUCCCACCACCAUGGGGAUAUGUUUCUGCCAUCGACGCCCUCUCCACAGGAGCCCCCUCUGCUGCACAGAGGAGCCAGGACAUGUCUCAUUCUGCCCAUGGCCCAGCUGGGGCUUGGUUGUGUUGUGUUUCUGUUCUUGCUGUACGCUAACCGCUAAAGUAUCUCUUUAUACAGAAUACUUACAGAUUCUAAUAUAUAUUUGUAUUUCAUUUUGUUAUAGUAUUUUUAUAUGUUCGGGGUCAACAAAUGAUGUUUUCUUUUUGUUUACAGAUGCUACUGGGCAGGAAAAUGACGGUGGCUUUGUUUGCCUGUGGGGUUUUUGUGUGUCACUGUUGAAGACGCUGGUUUGUACUAGGCUGGCGAGGGAGGCAUGAGCAUCCUUCCGCUGGCAGAGGCUGUAUUGUUUUAGGAGAUGUUUGGUAUUGUCUAUGUUGUCUUCCAUGUGAACAUGACAUUUAUUCAUUCA